AUGGGUGGGGCUGACUGACAGGUGGGGGUGAGCGGGGGCUGUGGUAAGCCCCGCCUCGCGAUAGGGAGCAGCCUGCCCACCUGUGGCCUGUCACUGCGGGAUCGAGGCGGUGAGCGGUCAUGGAGAGCCAGCAGCACCUCGCUGAUCAGGAGCGGGACACCGGGACCGAUGAGUACGGGUUCGUCCGGCCGCCGGGCUCGGAGCAGGUCUCCUCUGAUUACGGGUCGGUGCUGAGACGCCGGGCGAUCAAAUGGCGCAAACUGCUGCAGGGUAGCCGUGUGGAGCGGAGCUUGAAAAUGAAACGCUACAUCAGGAAAGGAAUUCCAAAUGAAUAUCGCAGCCUUAUCUGGAUGAUUGUUAGUGGGGCCCAAGCACAGAUGGAAAAAAAUCCAGCUUACUAUAAGAAGCUCCUGGAAAUGGAAGAAGAUCCAAAGUUGAUUGAUGCUGUUAAAACAGACAUUAACAGAACAUUUCCUGACAAUGUACAGUUUCGCAAGACUGCAAACCCCUCCUUACAAGAUGCACUCUUCAACAUUUUAGUGGCGUACGGAAACCAUAAUAAAAUAAUUGGUUAUUGCCAGGGUAUGAAUUUCAUUGCUGGUUAUUUACUUAUAGUGACCAAGGAUGAAGAGAAGUCCUUCUGGUUGUUAGAUGCCCUGAUUACAAAGAUAGUACCGGAUUUCUACACUCCGACAAUGAUCGGGUUAAAAACAGAUCAACAGGUUCUGUCUCAGCUGGUGAAGAUGAAGGUCCCUGCAGUGGCUGCAUUAAUGGAAAAACACAAUGUGAUGUGGACCUUGGUUGUGGGGCGAUGGUUCAUCUGUUUGUUUAUUGACAUUCUCCCUGUGGAGACAGUUCUUCGGAUUUGGGACUGUCUGUUCUAUGAAGGAUGUAAAAUCACCUUUCGUGUGGCCUUGACGUUAAUAAAGUACCACCAGGCUUCCAUUUUAGAAGCUAACAGUUUCCCUGCCAUCUGUGAGAAAUUCAAAGAAAUCACACGUGGGUCUCUGGUCGAAGACUGCCACAUCUUUAUGCAGAAAAUAUUCACUGAGCCUGGAAGGUUACCCCUGGCGACGAUCACCAAGCUACGUGAGUACAGCAGGGCAGAAAUAGAUGCUCAGAGUUGAUGGGCGUGAUUCAGUUCUGGAGCAUUUAAUACCUCAGGAACCCAAAGACUUCCUACAUUCCUCAGUUGAAGAAUGGGACUGCAUUUACCUGAUGGUUGUAUAUAUCUUCUUUCAGAAAAACUGCCUAGUUAUUUUAUAUCCACUGUGAAUCCAGCUGGAUCAAAAUGAACUACAAUAUUUGACAUUGUUGUUUCAGAUUUAAAACAAUAUUACUAAAUGAAGGGCUGUUUGUACAUUCAGGUUUGUUUUUUUCUGGUUAUUUCACAAUCGUAUUAAUUGAUAGUCAUUACUUUUCUUCAUCUGAAAUAUGAGCCUGAUUUUAACUUCGCAAGUGAGUUUUGAAGAGUUAAAUUCUUGUCCAUAACUUCUAUCAAAUGGUUUUUUUAAUUAUACUGUUAAAUAUUAUUUAAUUAGUCAGCAAAGGAGAAUUUUCACCUAUCUCACAUAUGGUUGUUGAUUUCAGUAGCAUUUUAAUCAAGUGUAACUAAAUUCUUGUGCCACUACAAGGUUUUCCGGACUUUUGGUCUCUCACUGAGCAUUGGUGGACUCUUGCUCUGGGCUCAGUGAUGCUCCAGUGUAAACUGACUUCCUCACACUUGAUAUGUAGAUUUCUGCUGCACUCUGAGUCCAGUGACAUUCUGGCCCAAGAUCCAGUCCCAUUCUGAUGGGUGGAGUAUUACUCUAGAUUUGGUGAUAGUCCAGUUUAGGCUGCAGUCUCUCAUGCAGCAAAGGGUAGAUUCCUACUUGGGUUCUGGUUAAGCAACACUCCUGCACAAGCUCCAGUCUUGUGCCUAGUGACAGUCAGACUCUUAGUCUGUUCUGGGUCAGAGUCUCCAGUGUAGGUGAAGGUAUUACAGAUGAAUUGAGUGGUUUCGGGCUGUGCCUAGCAUCGGCUGGCACUUCACAAGCAAUAAUUGAAAACUGGCACUUUAUGAUGUAGUGCUUAAUGUCGAGCCAUUGAUUUGUAUGUUCUUUGCCACUUUAGUCUACAUGGUUGUUUGUAACUCUUAUUUAUAAAUAAAUUGAAAUAUUUGUGUGUCUAA
Molecule: messenger RNA, 2170 nt
Organism: Stegostoma tigrinum
Lineage: Eukaryota; Metazoa; Chordata; Chondrichthyes; Orectolobiformes; Stegostomatidae
Gene: grtp1a
Product: growth hormone regulated TBC protein 1a
Exons: 8
Coding region: 120-1127 (335 amino acids)
Source: RefSeq, a predicted model, not a curated record